GAAACAAAACACUCAACUAAGCAUCGAUAUACACAGAAAGCAAGUAUACAAAUUAUCAACUCCGAUCAUGAGGAUCCAAAUGCUAAACAAAAGUGGGUUUUGAGCCUGGACUUGAAGGAGUCAAUAGAGGGGGCUGAUUUUAUAGAGAGAGGGAUGCUGUUUUAUGAUGAACUCAAUUAGAUUUACAGAUUUUUGGAUUUUGAGGUUUGGGCUACUGAGCCUAGCCCAUGUAAUGCCAUUACAGUCUAAAAAGGUAUGGGUUAUAAGUAGGGUAGUCUAUCAAUACACUUGAAAUGUAAAACUAAAUAAUCAUCUCAGCCUUAAGCUGAAUGACAGUCAGGAGAAGGACUUUUCUGGGACCGAAAGACAUCAGUGAUUUAGACAGAACGCAGAAAAGGUUGGAGGAAUUUAUUUUAACACACAUAAACGAUGUCUUGCUCCAAAAUAUAUUGAAUGUCGAGUAGCGAUGCCCUACAUAAUGCUGGUAGUAGGCUAGGACCUUUUCUUUGUUCCGUCGUUUAUGUUGGGUGUUCAGUGUAGGCUAGGUUGUGUGCAAACCUUAAAGUGAUUUAAGCUGACAAUCGCCUAUAAAUAUUUCUGAAACGAAGAGUUCGCAUGAUCGCAUCAAAGGCUAAUCUGCUAUUUACUUCAUAAAAGUGGAAAACAAUCACGACAUCCCGACUCUUAAAGGUGUUUUUUUUAAAAAUGCGACAGAGCCUACUUUUAUGAAUUUAACAGAUGCUUUUAAUCAACAAUAACAAAGAAACAUAUUAUCAGUAUGCAAACAAACCUGUGGCCAUUAAGCAUCCUGCUUUACCAGUUUACCCGCCGUAAAAAAAAAAAAUGAAAAAAAGGUAAUUAGGUCCGUAAUCAAUUUAAUGUAACUACGCGAUAACCUCCUCACACAUUUACAACCUUUUUAUGAACCUGCCAGUGUCAUUGUCCUAGAUCAGGUGGUAAUGCAUCUCCCUGGCGUUGCCACUGAAUAAAUACUCCACUAUAUUUCCUUCAUUACAAAUUCAACCCCAUAGCCACAUUGCCAAAUAAAAGUACAUUCGAGUUAAAUCGCCUGGCACAACAUAAGAAGAAUCAGAAGAACAAUAAAACUAACUAUUAAAUAAAAAAGCAUAACAUAUUUUUAAUUUUCGUAAUUCACUGAAAAUAUGCAGGCCUAUUUAAACACAUCCCAGUGACAGGUGACUUUUCAUGAAGGGAAUGCUCUUGUUUAACUGUAACGACGCAUUGAUGGAAAACUAUGUUAGUGGGUCUAACCCACUAUUAGACGUACUACAACCUAUUAGGUGCGGCAAUAACGUCAUAGACAAAAGAUCCUCUUACGUCAUAAAUGGUAGCGCAGCAUUUAACGCACGUACCUUGUUUGCAUGCAGCACUUGAGAUAAGUAAGUAAGCCAAGAUGGGUGUGAGUGAGAACUCGCUCCCUGGUAUCAAGGUCCCAUGUCCACCCAGCGAGUCACGUCAGAAGGAACAAUUAGGGAGACGCCGGCUGAACCGUCUGCAAGUGCAAGGAACUAGCUUCCCGCAGUUAUCAGAUAGAGGGCUAACACAGGCUGCUGCUGCUAAGGAGACCUCUGAUGCUUGGAGGAGGGACAGAGUCACACACUAUAACCAGAGCCCUGCAGAGGUACUCAUCCUCCAUUUACAGCCUCCAAGCCCAGACGCCGAUUCCUUUUGGCCCAAUAUGGUUUGCCAGACUAUGGAGGCUUCCCUGGCACCUGCUCAAGGCCAGCAUCCUCCUGUGAUGGCCAGUGAUGACCUUCUCUUUGAGCCCACAGCACCCGCAAAAGAGGCUAGAAGCUCCAGAUUUGAGACCAUUGCCCAGCCUGGGGAGGUAGCAUCAGAAGCCAUCAGGAGAAGAGCCAGAGACCAGCAGCUUCCUGUCAUCCCCACUCAUGAGCUUUUCUUUGAUCUGAAGUCGUCAGCAAAGGUCAAGAGCUCUACUGGGGUUCACUGGCCCGAAGGGAUUGCCCAGGAAGCCGCAGCUAGAAGGGAACGACUUUUAAAGCGCCACAAAAGACCAAUGGAUGAGCUUCUCUGGGAGCCCAAGCCUCUAGCUGAGGAAACCAAGAGCUCAAGUUCCGCUCUGGUUAGCCAGGAUGAAGAGAUAUCCCCAGCUUUAGAAGUCAGAGGAUACAGAAGACCUCUGCCAUCCUUUGAGGUAAAGGUGCCGUUCAAUCCAAAUAAUUCCACCGUGAGUAACGGAACCAGAGAGUCAGUUAAGGAACCUUCUGUCAGGCGCAGAAACAGAAGAGUGGAACUGCUCCAGAGCACCAUUGUUCAGCCUCUUUUCUUUGAGCCAAAACCUCCUGCAAAGGCAGAGACUUGCUCUAGUCUCCCAAAGGCUGAGGAGCCUAUGAGGACAACCGCUGCUGUCAGAACCAGAGUCAGAGCCUUAAAGCCAUGCCUGACCCUAACUGAUGAAGCUCUUUACCAACCUGUCUUUAUCCCCACUAGAGCGCGCCCUCUCAGGAACCUAUGCAAGCUCCACGCGGAGACAGAACCAGCCAGCGGCACCAGAACCUCUUGGAGGUACUAGUCCCUGAGCUGAAGCCCCCAGCAAAGGCAACACACCCCCAUUGCCCCCCCCCCCCCCCUCCGUAGGCCAAGUUAUGCAGAGGAAUUGUGUCAGAUCCGUGCGUUUGACUGACAGUGCUGCAAGUGCUGUGACGACCCGUGACGAAGCUUCCUUGCCCUGACCCGCCAACUGUCUCGGCGGCGACCCCUGUUGGAGCUGCGGGCGUAGAUGCAUGGCCGUGCCGAUGUAUGGACACUCUGCAUGCCCCGCUCCCCCCUUACAGCGGCCCUGAGAUGCGGGCCUAGGUGUGCCAGGCCGUCGGGCACCGCUGGUCUCCGACUCAGUCUCACGCUCAAUGCGGAGUGCCCCAGGAUCCUCAUCCCUCCCCUGCCUGUCUCUAGCAGACCCCCAAGAUGACAGCAGAAAUGUCAUCUUGGAGGAGGCCGCCCCUCUGGAGCAGGUCCCCUCUAGAGGCAGAAGAGGUCUCGGUCUCGGUCUCGGCAGCAACUGCAUCACCCUGGAUCUGCCAAGGCCCAACCCCUUCACCAUGGAAACCCGACUCCCCGUUCGAGAUCACCGCGUCUUCAAGCGGUGAGCUCCGGGGAUGCCCCCCUUCAGUCGGUCCAGCGCGCCCCUAUGUGGGAGAGUGACCUCUCACCUUUGCACCCUGUGAGACCUGCUUGCUGUUGUCAGGUGUGAGGGACUCUCCCACUGGGCUCCACAGCAGAGGGGCUGCAGCAAGAGCACAGACCCAGCUAUUAUGGACUGUGAAGCCGACUGAAGAACUUAAAGGAGAGAAGUGUGUGUCUGAGGGGGUCGGGAGAAGGACAGGUGAGACUCAGCACAUCAUCUCCAAGGGCAACAUGGCACACAGCAGCAGACUCUGGAACUUUUCAGAGUCCUAUGCUGCUUUCUGUGGUUGGAGCCUGGCUGAUACUCACUUAGUCAGUACUAUGUCAUCAUGAUCUGCUGUGGGAUGUAGAGUGUCUGUUUGUGAUUGUAACGUGUGUGUGUGUGUGAUAUGAUCUCUUAACAGCUCCUACCCCUUUCACUCACCAUCGGAAUGACACACACAAACUCAGACACAAGUUAAGGCGUUGGUGUGUGACGUACUGAUAAGGGAUGGCAAGAGUGUGAGACAGUGGGGGUAAGGAGACGCCCAGGUAAUGGUCUCUAAUUGAUGAAGUGCCUUUCACAAUUAGUAUUGACCCAAAUGUUAAAAAGGUUUAACUAUGAUCUUUUAUUUACAUUUAUAACGUGUAUGUAAUGUGUGUAAUGUAUCUGUGUGUGAUCAACUCCACCCCCGAUUACUCACCAUCUCACACACACACAUCAAAAUAGAGCCCAGCGAUCUCUGAAGAAUCAUAGAGGAAUGAUGAUGACAACAUAAGACGUGUGUGUGUGUGACUUAGCGGAUUUGGAAAAGCUCAGGUGAUCUUUUAGCUGCUGUUUUAGGUGUGUUCCGGAGGACUUAUGAAUUGUAAUAAUGGAAUUUGGAGAAAACUAAUGCAAACUGUGUGUGUGUGUGUGUGUGUGUGUGUGUGUAUGAUCUCCUACCGCAGAAAGGUGGAUGGAGGAGGAAGACGAUUCCUACAGGAGUGUGUGUCAGAGGGGGUUUACAGUAAAACAGGUGAGACACAUCUGUACACUCAUACACACCACAUGAUGUCACUUCCUCAAGUAUGGAGUUUAAAGGUGAUCAGCUUUUCUAUCCAGAGUGUGGAAGUGUGUAACGUGAAGUUUGUAGAGUUGAAUAGAGUAGUCUGUAGAGUUGAGUAUAGUAGUCUGUAAAGUUCAGUAGAGUAGUCUGUAGAACAUGUAGUGUUAGCGAGUGUGAAGUUUAUAUGGCUUUUAAGUUUGUGAUGUGUGUCAUCUCUCUCU
Molecule: messenger RNA, 4414 nt
Organism: Clupea harengus (Atlantic herring)
Lineage: Eukaryota; Metazoa; Chordata; Actinopteri; Clupeiformes; Clupeidae
Exons: 2
Coding region: 1415-2554 (379 amino acids)
Source: RefSeq, a predicted model, not a curated record